AUGCUUCCUACGGCUGCCUUUAUUGUGAUCUCACUCGUCGGCUCCGCAGCCGCCGAGACUGUCCACGGCGUUGUCGUCUUCAGUCGUCAUGGCGAUCGAACAACGAAGCAUUAUGGAGCUCAGUCGUUGACCAGCGUCGGUGCCCAGCAGUGUUUCGAGGUUGGCAGUGACUACCGAGGCCGCUAUCUGGAGGCGGACUCUUCUAGUCGGAUUCUCAACAUUUCCGAGGAUAAAUACGUUUCCUCGCAAAUAUACGCCAGUGCUCCCGACCAAGGCAUCCUAUUGAAUACGGCUACGGCAUUUCUACAAGGCCUCUAUCCUCCAUUGGCAGGCCUCAACGCUCAGGUUGCGUCGUCGACCCUCAACAACGGCAGCACAAGUACAAGCCCCCUAAACGGCUACCAGUAUGUUCUCCUUCAUGGAGAGAACUCUAAUUCGCCAGACACUAUCUGGAUCAAGGGGGAUGACGGAUGUCCUACGAACGCCAAGGCCUACAAGGCCUUCGAAGCAAGUGAAGAGUUUCAGACCCGUGUCACGGAGACCAAGGACUUUUACGGCAGCUUCUACGAUGUGCUCGAGAGUGUGUACGACUACAAGCCCGAGAAUAUGACAUACAAGAACGCGUACGACAUAUUUGACUUGGUAAAUGUGGCACGCAUCCACAAUAGCACGUCUUUGGCCCGGAACGUAACGGACGAGGAGCUCUUCCAGCUGCGAACGUUGGCAGACAGCGCUGAGUUCGGUUACAACUUCAAUGCGUCCAAGCCCGACAGCACCAUUCAUGCAAAGACUCUUGCGGCUGGCAUCCUUGCCCAACUCAACCAGACGGUUGCUUCCAAGGGAAAACUCAAGUUCUCCUUUCUCGCAGGAAGCUACGACACCUUCAUGUCCUUCUUUGGUCUUACUGAUCUCAUCACCAUUUCGGACGACUUCUACGGUCUCCCAGACUAUGCCUCGACGAUGGCGUUUGAGCUCGUUAGCGAUAACACGACUGUAUUCCCCGCGAAUGUCGAUGCCGACCUUCGUGUGCGCUUCUUGUUCCGCAACGGCACUUUUGGCGAGCUAACGGCGUUUCCCCUUUUCGGUACUGGAGAAGACACUCUAUCAUGGCCGCGCUUCGUCGAAGAGAUGCAGAAGAGAGCCAUCAGUACCGUCGAGGAAUGGUGCACUGCUUGCUCUAGUCUUGUGUCAUUCUGUGCGGCUUACCAAGAUGAGGAAGCUACGAGCUCCAGCUCAGGGAGCAGCGGAGGCAUGUCGAAUGUCGUUGCCGGUGUUAUUGGUGCCAUGGUCACUCUCGGCGUUGCUGUCAUUGGUGCCAUUGCAUUCUUCAUGAUGAAGAAGCGACGCACAGCUCCCGUUUCUCAAGUCCAAGAGUCCAUGGCUGAGAAAUCCAGUCUGCGUAGUGGCGGUAGUGUUUGA
Molecule: messenger RNA, 1419 nt
Organism: Colletotrichum costaricense
Lineage: Eukaryota; Fungi; Ascomycota; Sordariomycetes; Glomerellales; Glomerellaceae
Product: histidine acid phosphatase
Exons: 2
Coding region: 1-1419 (472 amino acids)
Biological process (GO): dephosphorylation
Molecular function (GO): phosphatase activity
Source: RefSeq, a predicted model, not a curated record